Molecule: messenger RNA, 1864 nt
Organism: Chilo suppressalis (striped riceborer)
Lineage: Eukaryota; Metazoa; Arthropoda; Insecta; Lepidoptera; Crambidae
Source: the annotation of a GenBank genome assembly
GAUCGAUACUGAAAUAUAUUUCAUGUACAGAAUUGACUUCUCUACAGAUUUAUUAUAAGUAUAGAUACAUAGAUAUAAUAAUAAUAAUAAACAUUUAUUUCGGACAAGGAUACAUCCAUAUUAUGGUUAGUUACAUGAUUACUUAUUAUCUAGUGUUAGUAUCGAAAUUUAAUUACUUACAUACUAAACUUGAGCCCGUUAUACACUUUUGGAUACAAUAAGCUAUUAUAGCGGAAUCAUAUCGACCCCCUAUCCCUAUAACUUGCAGAAUGGAGUUGGAGCUGGCCCGCACUCUGCAAAGCACCGAAGCGGCUUUCUGCCGCAUGAUGGCAUAAAAAUCAUCAAUAUGCAUCUGAUGCACUGCAGAAACGGGGCAGCCCCAACAACACUCUGAGAGCAUAAUUAUCGUAUAUUGAAUACGCAGCGCACCGAGGGCCCGCUGUGUAUGGUUGAUCCAAAGGCUGCACGUGUAGAACACUUGACAGUAAGCUCUAAGAUAUAGAUGUUCACUGUUGAUAACAAUUACACUUCAAACUUUAUACUCAUUCCUUAUAUUGUGUCCACACUGAUCACUAUACACUUUAUUUCUUUCUUCAUUUUUCCUGAUUAUUUAAGUUUAAAACCAAAAACGAGAUCUUUGGACUCUUAAGUGCACUUGCAGAAAUUUUGCUUAAUCUCAAUUUAACUUUAUUUUUUUAAACACUUUUGUUUGCAUUUAUUUUAUUUUUAUAACUAAAUUUAGAUAAUGUCAAAUGACAUUGACGUUUUUACACUUUUCUAUGGGUUGAAAUCUAGUAUCAGUCGAAUCGAGAUUUAGCAAAUUUCCCUAACAAGUGAACAAGUGGACCUUAAGAUUUUGUAAGUGGGUCUAAUUCUGGCAUGAUCAUCUAAACUCAAAACCAAAUUCAACAUCAGAGUCUCCAUUUCAUUUCGUAUAGAGAAUUUGAACGAUACACUGUUUAACUAAAGAUAGUCAUGCCAGUAUCGACACCAUUAUUUUCCAACUUUCUUUAGUGAUUCUAUCUUCGGAGAAGUAAAAGAAACAUUCAAGAUGAAAUUCGCUACGUGUUUCCUUAUCCUGGCCUUGGUCGGCCCUUCUCUUUGCCAUCCUGAACCAGGACUAGGAGACCUGAUUGGCGGCGUAGUCAACUCUACCGUUGGUGCCGUAGGUGGCGUAGUCAACUCUACCGUUGGCGCCGUAGGCGGAGUUGUCAAUGCUACUGGUUAUUCCUUUUUCAGGCGUGGUGAACAGUAUUACCGGGGUGACCGAUUCAUUAAUCCAAAGCAUUACUAGCGCUUUGAAGAGCGUACUCGGUGCCGUUGGUGAUACAGUUGGGGCACUCCUCACCCAGGUGCUCGCUCUCGUUAACCAGGCCCUUGGCAUCGUGAAAAACCUCGGCGACGUCAUCGCAUGUCUUUUUCAGGCGCCCUUAGCAACGUUAUCAACUCCGCUGGCGCUGCAGUUGCAGCACUCCUCAAGCAGUUGGGUGCAGUUGUCGAACAGGUAGCUGGUAUUGUCAAGAACAUCGGAGAAGUCAUCGCAAAUAGCGUAACCAGUUUAGGUUCUGCACUUGGAAAAGCUCUUGGUUCGGUAGUCGGAGAAGUCCUUAAAGUAGUGUCUACCCUCAUAGGCAGCGUUGGAGAUGUUGUUAAAUCUCUCGCAAACAUUUUCCCCGCAUCGUCGUAGAAAGAAAAUUUUCUACGCCGUCCUUCCGAUAGUUUAUAACCCGAUAUACAGCUGACCAAUGAUCUUCAAAACUACACAAUUUCACAAGAAUGUAUAUCGUGUUAUUCAGAAGGAUCACUUCAAAACAAGCGAAAUUUCAUUCUUUGACAUGUCUAAAUAAAUAAGAAGCAAGUUUAA